CAUCAUGCGACUGCGCCAGAGCAACCCUCGACGCUCGUGAACAAACCCCAUUAGCCUUUGCUGUAAUGCGAAUAGCUAUAACUAGCUAGCCAUACCAUAGCCCCAACUGCGCAGGAGAACAUUGACAGCAACCAUUGCACCAACGAGUUACUUUUGAGAUCACAAACCGAAAGUGUUUCAGGGCCUGUAGGUCAGAUCCUGCCCAUGGCAACGUCAGAGAUGCAUGUGGAGGAGGUGGUAGUCGUGACAACCCCUGAUGGGGUAGGAGAGGCGGCCACCUCAGUGGAUGAUCUGAAAACCGUGCUGGUGGAUGUAGAUCUGACCCAUGCAGGGGAAGGAGAAGUCCUUGCAGAUGGGAGCAUGGAAUCAGAAACGGAAGCCAGUACAGAUGCACUGUCAAAGGAGGCAGUCAUAGUAAAAAUGUCAGAGGAGGUGGAUGUGGAGGCUGACAUCAUCUACCCCGUCACCUGUGGCGAUGUGAAGGCCACCCUGGUCUGGAAGAAGUUUGUUUGUCCUGGCAUCAACAUCAAAUGCGUUCAAUUCAAUGAGCACCUAAUCAGCCCCAAGGAGUUUGUCUCUCUGGCCGGGAAAUCCACGCUCAAGGACUGGAAAAGGGCCAUCCGCUUAAAUGGGACUAUGCUCAGGAAAAUCAUGGACUCAGGUGAGCUGGACUUCUACCAGCAUUCUAAGGUGUGCUCCAACACUUGCCGCAGUACCAAGAUCGACCUGGUGGGGACCCGAGUGUCCAUCAGCAGCCAACAAUCCACUGAAUUCAUCCCUGUCACUCCCUUCUCUACAGAUGUGAACGGCUCCCCUGCAGCCUUCCCAGCAGAAGCAGUAGAGGAGAGCACAGAGUGGGUAACUGCUAUAGGAGAGGACUCUGUCACCUUCUGGCGUGGGCUGAAGGAGGCCGGCCUUCUGGAAGAGGUGGUGGAGGACUUCCAGAAUGAGAUCCAGGAGGUACUGAAAGGCAUGCAGGAGCGUGUGGCCGAACCGCCGCUGCAGGUCAAAGAUGCAGUGCUGCUUAACAACAUAGUGCAGAACUUGGAAUGCUGGAACUCGUUGAAGGUUCUGGCGAGUCACAAAAGCCAGAUGGAUCGGUACAGAGAACAGUACACACGCAGCCUCGCUGCUUUGGAGCAGCAGUGCGAUGAACACAGGAAACGCGCCAAAGAGCUGAAGAGUAAAUCUCAACACCUCAACAACGUCCUGAUGACCCUCGCCCCUGUGCCAGCCCCUCCCACCCCCAAGCGCCCACGCCUCACCCGGGCCGUAUCGGGCCCCGCGGCCGUCAACGCCACCCCAGCCCCCACCCAGAUCACCCUGCCCCUCUCCCAGCUAGCGGGCCUACCCCUGGGCAAGGUGCUCACCAUGGCAGGCACCCAGAGCGGCGCCACCCCUCUGGGGAGCUACACGGUGCUGACGUCUCCUGGGGGCACGGCCGAACUAGCGCCCGACGCCUCGAACCUGACGGUGCUGUCCACUGCGGCGUCCGUCCAGGACGGCACCGCCAACUUCGUCAAGGUGCUGGGCCCGCAGUACCAGCUCAUCACGCUGCCCGCCUCGCUGGGCGCCACCCUGCAGGGGCUGACCUGCACUCCGCAGGGCACGGUGGUGGCUCUGCCGGUCGGUAACAACAACUUGACGACCGCGGCGCUGGAGGGGCAGCAGGUGGACAUCCAGAUCGAGGACCAGGCGGAGGAGGAGGUGCCGGGGGGAGAGGUGGAGGAGGCGCCAGUGGAAGAGCAGUGAGGAGAAACGGAGAACCCAGACCCCCCGCCCCCGGCCCUCGUCGACCCCCCCCCCCCCCCCCCCCCCCACAUUUGCUUUCCACAGGGAUAAAGACCUUCAUUAGGUUAGGAGCCUUGCUGUGCCACAGUAUGUUUGGUAAAAAGAAGUGCACUUCUAGCACUGGUUAAGUGCUUAUGCAGCUUUGUUCUUUGAACUGUCAUGUUGUGAUUUUCUAUUCAACUUCGUGAAGAUGACUGCAAGAUAUGUACCACUGUGUGGACAUGACCUGCCACUGAAAGCAAAAAUGUGUGUGUGUGUGUGUGUGAAGAUAUAAAUAUACUGAGCAUUUGUAUUAGCAGUUGUAUGGCAGGAUAGAAUGUGUUCAUUGCAAUGUGAGUUUGAGGUUUUUUCUAAGUUAAUUAUUUUGAUCUGUUGAAAAUGUAUGGAGAUUUUCUCAGGUGUCCAUACUGCUUUAAGGAUUAAUAUUGCAUUAAAAUUACAUGUAAGAAUUCAUAUAAAUUAAAUGUGUAAUGUAGAUUUUUGUUCAAUAUUGAAUACAUUUCACCUAUUGUCUUUUGGCUUAUGUGGAGAUUGACAAAUAUUUUGUACAUUUUGUUAAUAAAUUGUCAUUUGUAAGGUUUCUAAUUUGAUAAUGUUGUAUAGCUUUCAUUGUUUCAAUGUAGAACAUGGUUUAGAAUAAUUGAAUCACUUUUCCACAAGAUGGUGCUGAUAGGCUUUCUGAUUGUCAAGAAAAAGUGACUUUGUAAAAACAAAAGAUUCUACACUAAUUUGAAGGUGCAAAUAUAUUACUCAGGUUUUGUACCCAGAUUCUGGUAAGGUGUGCUUGUCUUUUGCAAAAUGUAUGUUUGUGUGCGUUCGGUUUUCGUUGUGUGUCGCAGCUCUCAUAGCUAGGCUAUAUAAUUUUCUCAGUCAGCGACA
Osmerus eperlanus (European smelt) is the source of this 2670-nucleotide messenger RNA. It is a transcript of the gene gmeb2, whose product is annotated as glucocorticoid modulatory element binding protein 2. NCBI's taxonomy places the organism in Eukaryota, Metazoa, Chordata, Actinopteri, Osmeriformes, Osmeridae. The record is from RefSeq and is a predicted model, not a curated record. Gene Ontology annotation, molecular function: RNA polymerase II cis-regulatory region sequence-specific DNA binding. Gene Ontology annotation, cellular component: nucleus. Gene Ontology annotation, biological process: regulation of transcription by RNA polymerase II.